UGUGGAAUGGCGUCAAUGUUUCGUGUUACGUUUCUGCUUUUGUUUAUUUAUUUAGGUGUUGACUCUGUCUUAAGUAAAAGGUCUAAACAGGAAGGAAAGAAUAAAGAAAGUGACAUACGACAUUUGCUUCGAGACAUCAAUGAAAUCGGUAAAAGCAUCGAUAACAACAGCAUAAAAAGUGACUUAUGGAUUGUUGGAACAUACAUAGCUGCCCACAAGUAUUUUGGAGCAGAUUUUCGAUACCUUACAGGAAACAUACGACCAAGUGAUCAAGUUUUCUACAAAAAGUUUCCAUCACCGACACUAAGGAGUUACCAUCAAAGUGUAUCAAAGGCUUGUGAAUCCUCGGCAAUGGAAUGUGUGAAAGAGAUCCUUCUAAAAGCUAGAAGUUCCGGUUCACUACAACACAUCAUGAAAACUGCAGAAGAACUUCCAUCCUUUGCACCAUUCAAAAACAAUUAUGAAGAAUUUAAAUACCGCCAAACUGCUAUGUAUUAUUUAUGUUGGCAUACUCAGUUGGAGGACAGUUUUCUUGAAUUUAAAACAGGUAAACAGUCGUGUCUUUCUCAUUUAAAUGCCGUUGAUGAAGUACCAGCGGAGAAACGUUACAAACUGGUGAAAAACAACGAUCCUGUGAUUCAGGAUAUUCGAGACGCUGAAUUUAAGAAAGACCCAUUUACGUGUGCACGUCUGUGGUUCUGUCCAGAUCCUUGUUAUGGAAGAUACGACAGAGGUAACUUCGAAAAAAGAAAUUAUAAGGUUAAGGGUAACCCUUGCUUAAAAUUACCAAACAAAGAAUGCAAAUGGAAAGCUGGAGCAAAUGAAAAUUUCAAUGACCUUAUACGGAACAGAUUUAAUAUUACAUGUGACUGUGCGUCCGAUCGUAAGGGUUUCAGCUGGAACAGUAGAUUUGGAAUAUGUGUGGACACAGAUGAAUGUUUCGAAAGGAAAUCAAAUUGCCCUGAAAAUCGAAUGUGCAAGAACACCGUUGGGUCUUACACGUGCACUUGUCCUAGAGGUUAUGACGUCAAUCCUAAAACAGGCGAGUGUGAAAGAAUGUUAACCUUGCACGAGUCGGCAACAAUGUUGAAAUACAAACAGUUCAAAGCAAAUACCGAAAAAGAAAAGGAAAAAGAUUUUAUAACGGAGAUGAUGGAUUUUGUAGGUUUAUCUGCUGGCAAUAGACUGGGUUACACUAUAAACCUUGGUUUGCCGUUGUUAUCACUGAUGUUUGUUCGUUAUUGUUUAUAGACCAAAAGAUGGUAUGACGCCGCGCACGAUAUUUGGGAACAUGACGUAACGUCAAACCUUGAUUCAGUGAAAAUACAAAAACUGAAAUGAACAGUAGUUUUAUUGAUAUUUUGCUUAAGAAUAUGUAAUAAUGGCUACCACAUUUUAAUUCUUUAUAACAAUCGACAAACGUUUUAUUUUCAGUUUGAAUGUACAGUGCUAUUACGUUUAAAGUAACUAUUUACUUAUUGUCAAAGAAAUAUCAGAUCAUAUUAACCUUCAAUACUUAAAAAUAACGGUUACUUAUAUUUUACGUUAUCACAUAACUUGGCUGUUAUUUUGUUUUUCAUAGCGUCUGGCUGCAUUCAAAUACAUAUUGAAAUAAAGACGCCAUUCACUCAAAUGUGUUUGAAUUCAACAUAAAAAGUAAGACAGUUUCAGCCUCUUAAAAAAUAGUUCCUAUCAUUGUUACGUUACUCGUCAUGCCGACAACAGGAAUAGCUAUUUUCGCAAUAAAAUUCUUUUGCUAAUAUUUGCCGAUUCAAUUUCAUGAAGAUGAUUCUUUUUAGUGUGUGAAGGUAUACAGUGCAUAAAAAGCAAAAUCUUAAUUUGUACUUAAUGAGAUAUAUUAUAUCCAUACCAACAUGUUAUCAGGAAUUAUUACCUAGAUCUACAUCUUUGAAGAUUAUCUGUUUUGCGUGUGCGUCGCUUUGACGUUUGACGCUAUGACGUGAUAAUUGUGACGUAUAUACUAAGUGUGUUGCAUAUUCUAAAACUUUUAAGAUUUUAUUUUAUAUAAAAAAGAAGGAUUUUACCGUGUAUUAUCUUGUUGAUCCAAAAACGUUUCGCAAAAUGACCUGCUUUUGUCUGUUCCGGUUAACUCCGUCCAUUUACGCCUAAAAAGGGAUUACCGAUUUCCUUUCUGGUGUAAUUCGAACGUGUUAAAAUGGAAAUAGAUUUUAGUUUUGAGUGCUUUGUUGGCAAAUAAAACAUGUUGUUUUUUUUGCGUUCAAAUGCAUUUGUUGUCUUUUCAUUCUAAUUACUUUUCUUUUGUACUAAAUCAAAGAGCUAUAAAAAUAUUUUAUACUUCUUUGACUAAAUACAGUGCUGGUUAUUCAUUUAACAUUUAUUUAUUUAUUUAUUUUUAUCAAUAGGUAAGUAUUUAAAAUAUUUAUCUAAUUUAUUAUUUUAUUUUUAUUAAGUACAGUGCUGGUUUAAAGUAAUUUAAUAAUUAUUUAUUAAUGUUUUAUCAAUAGAUAAGUAUAUAGAUAGUUUUGUUAAUUUUCUUUCUAUUUACUUUUAUAAGUGCUCAGUGAGUAAGCAAGAAUCUCACUCUUAUCAAUAAAUUUCUAUUUUUGUAAUCUGUAAGUUUGUGCAAUAGCUCUGAUCUCUUUCAAGUAUAAUCAUGCAUAAUAAUGCUCAAAUUUUAUCAGUAUUUAUUAUAUUAGAAUUAAUAAUUUAAGCGCUCUGUGAUAGUUACAUUCCUCUAUGCAGAAUGAUAUAUUUAUCAUAAUUAUUACAUGAUUUUCCCAUGGUACUGCCACCAAUACCAAGGACCACAAUGGAAGUAAUUGAAAAUCACUUUUCACUUUUUUGUGUUAUCCUUGGUAUUGGUGUGCAUGUCAGGGUCUUUAACAUGUGUAUAUAAUUCUGCUAUUAACUUUGCUGAUAUUUAUGCAUUUUGUUAUUGCAAUGCCAUGUUACUUGUCACCUAAAUAAACUUACUUACUUUCUUAUAUUAAUCAUUCAGGUCUUUAAAUUCGGCCUUCGUGAUUAGAUUACUACGCAUCUGAACUCAAAAUCGUGUUUUAUUUAUCAACAAAGCACGCAAAACUAAAACCUAUUUCAAUCUGGUCGUGUUAGAAUAAUUCUUAUCUUAGAUAAUCGAUUUUCUGUAUCGUAAUAAAAAACAACCAAUACGUUCAUUCUACCGUCACUGUAUUUAUACCUUCCACCAUAGGCGCC
Messenger RNA from Mercenaria mercenaria, 3195 nucleotides. RefSeq lists its product as uncharacterized. Lineage: Eukaryota; Metazoa; Mollusca; Bivalvia; Venerida; Veneridae. The transcript has a single exon. Bases 7 to 1251 code for a protein of 414 amino acids. The record is from RefSeq and is a predicted model, not a curated record. Gene Ontology annotation, molecular function: calcium ion binding.